Messenger RNA from Solanum verrucosum, 982 nucleotides. Its product is annotated as 50S ribosomal protein L13, chloroplastic. The coding region runs from base 38 to 742 and encodes 234 amino acids. Gene Ontology annotation, molecular function: mRNA binding; structural constituent of ribosome. NCBI's taxonomy places the organism in Eukaryota, Viridiplantae, Streptophyta, Magnoliopsida, Solanales, Solanaceae. The transcript has 4 exons. Gene Ontology annotation, cellular component: cytosolic large ribosomal subunit; ribosome. The record is from RefSeq and is a predicted model, not a curated record. Gene Ontology annotation, biological process: translation; negative regulation of translation.
AUCUCUUAUCCACUUUAUACCAUUGCAGCCAUUUUCCAUGGCUGUGCAAUGCUCUUCUUCUUCUGUAAUAUUUGCCUCACAUUCACCGGCAAAAACCUUCUCUUCCUCUCCCAAUAAGACCCUUUUCUUGGGUUUCUCCAUCUCUUCAAAGCCCUCCAUUGUUGUUGCUAAGACCCAUCGAGCUACUCAAAUUUGUUGUCAAGAAAAGACAGCACUUGUUCCUCUGGAACAAAGAUGGAUGUUUGAAGACUCUGAAAUUAAUGGUCCUGACAUUUGGAAUGAAACAUGGUAUCCCAAGGGUGUAGACCAUGUGAACACAGACAAACCUUGGUACAUUGUUGAUGCCACCGAUAAAAUUCUUGGAAGAUUGGCAUCAACUAUAGCAAUACAUAUCAGAGGGAAAAAUCUGGCAACAUACACUCCAAGUGUGGAUAUGGGUGCAUUUGUAAUAGUGGUUAAUGCUGAAAAGGUUGCUGUAUCUGGGAAGAAGAGAAACCAAAAGCUUUACAGGAGGCACUCAGGAAGACCUGGUGGGAUGACAGUAGAGACUUUUGAUCAACUUCAACAGAGAAUUCCAGAAAGAAUCCUUGAGCAUGCUGUCCGUGGCAUGCUCCCUAAAGGGAGGCUUGGUAGACAAUUGUUUAACCAUCUUAAGGUGUAUGAGGGUCCAGAUCAUCCUCAUGACGCGCAGAAGCCAAUCGAGUUGCCUAUACGAGACAAGAGAAUACAGAAGCAACGGUGAACUCCAGUUUCCGUGAAAUGCCAUUGAGAGAUCAGCCUACAGCUUCUCAUUUCCCAUUUCCAGCUGUUUUUUGUUGUCCAGUACAAAUCUAUUUGAUUCCGGAGCUCUUGUUUGUGUAGGUUUGUUAAGCAAAUGAGCAUUCAUCUUCUGGUUUCAGUUUUGUAUGCGAAAUUCACAAUUGUUUGACCUCCGUUUAUAGUUUGGCCUAACUAUGCCCUUACUGUUACUUCUUUUAUUUUG